UUGGAUGGUGUGGUGGUGGUCUAUGCAGUGACGGUGGAGGUGGAAGGGGAGUGGGUGAGCAGUGAGCAAUUGGACUACCUGACCCUGCAGUCCAACCUGGUGGAGAACUCCUACAGAGAGGUGGAGGAGAGGCCCACAGUGGUCUACACUAUCACUGACUUCAGGAACUACAUCACUGAGGCCCUGCAAAAUGACAACAUCAUCAGUGACACAACCCUGGCCCAAGUAGAGAGUGGUAAGACAUACAGCACUACCCAACACUACCUUACAAUACACUGUCUAUACACUAACAUACACAGCAAAACCGCUAUACACAGUACUCUGGCACUGUAGCCAGACUAACUAUGAGUGGUAAAAUAUACAUUAUAAACCGGGUGGUUCGAGCCCUGAAUGCUGAUUCGCUGAAAGCCUUGAUAUAUUUAAGUGAUAAUGCCAGAGAAGCCGGUGUUUGGAGGAUAUAUUGGCACGGGUGUUGUUAGGCCUGAGACAAAGUCGAGGGCAUUAUCACUUUUAAAGGGUUACCAACAUAUUCAAAUAAUGAUUGAAACAUUUUUAUAAAAAAUAAUAUUUUUAUGAAUUUAUUCAUAUAUUUCAUCCUUCCAUGAGAUAUAGUCCCGACACAAAUCUAGGGUUACUACCCAAGCCGGCUGGUCGUUCGUUCUAUCGGUUCGGUUGCCAGAGAUGUGACACAGUCGUUAAGUCUUUUUGUUUUAAAUCUAUGGACGCGACCCUGUCAUUCGUUCUAAAUGUUCCGUUGCCAUGAUGGCUGGCAACAUUCUUAUCCCUUGCUUGCUAGCUAGCCAACUUCGGCUAACACAGUUAUGUCAAACAGUGCAGCCAGAGUAACAGCAAAGUAGCUGCAUUUGCGUUGUUUAAGCUGUUUUCUGGUGAUUUUUUGGGAUACAUCCAUAACAACGUGCGAUUUCGCCUGGCAUAGAACAUUUGCUCUCUCGCCAGGCCACUGUUCAGCUAACACCAUUUUUGUAUUUUUGUAUUUUAUUAGGAGUGGUAAGACAUACAGCACUACCCAACACUACUGUACAAUACACUGUCUAUGUACACUACCAUACACAGCAAAACCACUAUAAUUAGCUUUUGCGAAAGCAGCAGCUACUCUUCCUGGGGUCCACACAAAACAUGAAACAUGACAUAAUACAGAACAUUAAUAGACAAGAACAGCUCAAGGACAGAACUACACAAUCACUUCAAACUGAAGCUGUAAUGACAGCAAACUAGCUGCAUUUCGUGUUUUUCUAUUUAUUUAUUUUUGUAUGUAUCCAUAAAAAUGAUGCUGAUUCAUGAUUUCGACUGGCUGAGAAAAGCUGCCAGCCUGUCUGUCUCGUCCUGACUCCUGACACGUUCAUUACAUAGGACAGCUGGAGAUCGAAUUUUGAAACAAUGUUGCAAAUGUCGGAGAGACAGAUAGCAAGGUUAUUACAAAUCUCCUUUGUUGAAAUCCAAAUGCUAGUCUAAAUGAAAUGGAAGAUAAUGUAUAGAUUCUUUUUACAGUGUAGAUCUAGUUUAUAAAUUGCCUGACUGGGCUGACGAGACAGUGGAUUGCGCAGUCAGAUGGAACAGAGUAAAUAGGCAUUUUAACCUCAUAGAUUUAGCCUGUGGUAAUUUGUGGAAUAGACACCGGCUGAAAUGCGGUUUUAACCAAUCAGGUAUCCAGGAUUAGACCCACCCAUUGUAUAACAGACCGUAUACCAUGGGUAUGACAAAAAACGUACUAUUUACUGGUUAUUACGUUGGUAACCAGUUUAUAAUAGCAAUAAGGCACCUCUGGCUUAUUGCUUAAAUAUACAACACAAUUCCAUGGGACCAAACACAAUACAAUGAAGCCAACGACACCAAUUGGAUCACUGUAUCUGAUUGUAAGACACCUAGUUCCACCAGAGCCAGCCCUAACCUACCCUAGUUGUCCCACCUCCACCUAUCCUGACACUGGCUCUCUGAGGCCUCAUUUCCUUCAUUCUACUCAGCAGCACUUUGUCUUACGCAGUGUUUUGUGGUGAAGAGAUUUCUGUGGGUAAUUUUUGAUGAACAAAUAACAGACUAAUCAUUUAUAGGGACUGUGUAGCCCUUACCUCUCUCUCUCUCUCUACUUCAUCUAUGACCUUUGCACACACACACACACACACACACACACACACACACACACACACACACACACACACACACACACACACACACACACACACACACACACACACACACACACACACACACAUAGUCAGUAAGUAGGUUAGCUCUAACUCCUGGCAGGGUUUUUUCUUCCAGCGAAUGGAACACGUUCUAUGGUAAUGAUGAUUAUACCAUCUCCCUGGUCUAUGGGAAUUCUCCCUGACAGUGUUGUAAAAGAGUUGGUGUCAUUAGUUUACUGUGUUUCCCUGUAGAUGGAUGCCAUCUGACGGCCUGAUUCAUUAUGUGCCGAGACAUCUGAUAUGAGGGGUAAAUACUGUCAGAUGCCUGCCUGCCACGGUGUGUGGUGACUUACAGGCACUGCUUGGUUCCAGGCUCCAGCCACAGGCUCCAGGCCUGAUGGUAAUGCAGUAAUGAUCUUGGCCCAUAGUGGCAGGUAUAGGGUCCAGAUCUGUAGCGUGAUUAGUAGGGCUCCCCUUAUGUAAACACACAGUCGGCACCAUCGCUCUCAGGACUGGGGAGAGGGAGAAUGGAUUCUAUAGAAAAGAUGGAGAGUGAAUAAACGUUGUUCCUCCUGUACAUUAUGAGAGAAAGUUUGACUUAUUAUGCAAUUAAGUUUGGCUUCCAACUGCAAACUUUGUUGGGUGCAUUGAAUCAAGUGUGGGAAAGGAAAGGGGAUAUGUACUCAGUUACACAACUGAAUGCAUUCAACUGAAAUGUGUCUUCCGCAUUUAACCCAACCCCGCUAAAUCAGUGGACGUCAUCGGUUACUGGCCCAACGCUCCACUAGGCUACCUGCCACCCCUAUGGGGAAGAACAUGUUGUUGUUGAUUGUUGUUUUAGGCCUCCCUAUGACUCACAGUAUUGACUCUGUGUCCUCUUUGGUUCCACAGUGUCCAUUGUUCCUGAGUCCUUCGAGCCCACGGCUGGAAUUACCAAGGAUGACAGCGUGGUAAGUCAGAGGUCAUCUCCAUGACAACAACCCUAGACCUCUCCUGUUGGUCCAGAUGUUAUUUCUGGGAAACAGUGAGAGGCACAGUCCUAUAUGGCUGUGAUGAUGUAUGCUGAGCAUUCAGCUUUAGAAAUAUCAAAACAAAUCCACAUAGGAGUGCUUGUCAGCAUGGAGUAUAUUAGAAUGUUGUGUUUGAGGUAGUGUCUUGCUGAGACUGCUGCUAUGUGGUGUUAACCAGGACUCUCCUGUCCAGUGCUGAGACUGCUGCUAUGUGGUGUUAACCAGGAUUCUCCUGUUCAGUGCUGAGACUGCUGCUAUGUGGUGGGACCAGGCUCUGUCGCAGCCGGCCGCGACCGGGAGACUCAUGGGCGGCGCACAAUUGGCCCAGCGUCGUCCAGGGUAGGGGAGGGAAUGGCCGGCAGGGAUGUAGCUCAGUUGAUAGAGCAUGGCGUUUGCAACGCCAGGGUUGUGGGUUCGAUUCCCACGGGGGGCCAGUAUAUAUAUUUAAAAAAAAAAUGUAUUCACUAACUGUAAGUCGCUCUGGAUAAGAGCGUCUGCUAAAUGACGUAAAUGUAAAUGUGGUGUUAACCAGGACUCUCCUGUCCAGCGCUGAGACUGCUGCUCGGUGGAAGUAAAGGAUGAGGGGGAAGGCUUUGAAGAUUAGCUUGGCUCUUGAUAUAAUAAUCCACUACUAUUCUGGGAUGAGAGAGAGCGAGAGAGAGAGCGAGAGAGAGAGAGAGAGAGAGACUCAAACAGUUUGUGAAUGCAGGACCCUAUGAUCUUUCUUGAUUCUGCCAGACAGAAGCCAUUAAAGUUUUAUCAGGCAGUAUUAUGCCUUGGAGUAGCUGUCACACCAUGUAGGUAGACUAAACUUAAUGACAAUACGCAGAGCAUGUGUAUGUCAGUAAAUCAUUUUUGUCAGUCAUUAAGGCAUGGAAACCUAUAAUUCCCUGGCCUUGCAAUUUUGAAGACUACUGAUUAUAAUAGUAUGGAGUUCAGGGUUGGGGUCAAUUCCAUGUCCUGAAAUGACUGAAAUGGAAUGGAACCCCAACCUGAUUGUGUAACAGUUUAGGUUCCAAUGUGUUUCUCCUCUAAUGUUUCUGUUGUCCAGCAGGAAAUAUUGGCUGCUGAGAUGCCCCUAGAUGCCCCUGAGGUUAAAGCUGAGGAUGUGGCGACGGGAGAGAAUGAUGUUAUCAUUCUGGAGGAGAGUGUGACCCUCCCCCCUGAGCCUGAGGUGACCAUCGAUGACACGGGCAUGGAGGAGGAGGGUCUGCUGUUGGGGAACACUGUGGCUACAGAGAGCCCUCCCCUGGAGCACCUCCCUGCAGACCCUACCUCCCCCGAGCAGCCAGAGGGCACUACGCUCCCCGAGCCACCUCUGGAGAUAGAGGCCUCUGGGUCAGGUGUUGACGGACUCGAGGUCCUGUCCUUCCAGCCCGAGGAAGAGGAGGCUGUAGAAGAAGAGCCAGCUCCAGCUGCAGAUGAGGAACUUACCGUAGAUGAAGAGGUAAUUCUGGAAGAGGUGAUUAUAGAGGAAGAGAUCCUAACAGAGGAAGCAGAAGCGGAGGUCCCUGAGGAAGAGGAAGCAGUGGAGGUCCCUGAGGAAGAGGAAGCAGUGGAGAUCCCUGAGGAAGAGGAAGCAGCGGAGGUCCCUGAGGAAGAGGAAGCAGUGGUGGUCCCUGAGGAAGAGGAGGUAGAGGAGGAAGCAGAAGCGGAGGUCCCUGAGAAAGAGAAGGUAGAGGAGGAAGCAGUGGAGGUCCCUGAGGAAGAGGAAGCAGCGGAGGUCCCGGAGGAAGAGGAAGCAGUGGAGGUCCCUGAGGAAGAGGAGGUAGAGGAGGAAGCAGAAGCGGAGGUCCCUGAGAAAGAGAAGGUAGAGGAGGAAGCAGUGGAGGUCCCUGAGGAAGAGGAAGCAGCGGAGGUCCCGGAGGAAGAGGAAGCAGUGGAGGUCCCUGAGGAAGAGGAGGUAGAGGAGGAAGCAGAAGCGGAGGUCCCUGAGAAAGAGAAGGUAGAGGAGGAAGCAGUGGAGGUCCCUGAGGAUGAGGAGGUAGAGGAGAUCCCUGAGGAAGAGGAAGCAGCGGAGGUCCCUGAGGAAGAGGAAGCAGUGGUGGUCCCUGAGGAAGAGGAGGUAGAGGAGGAAGCAGAAGCGGAGGUCCCUGAGAAAGAGAAGGUAGAGGAGGAAGCAGUGGAGGUCCCUGAGGAAGAGGAAGAAGCGGAGGUCCCUGAGGAAGAGGAAGCAGUGGAGGUCCCUGAGGAAGAGGAGGUAGAGGAGGAAGCAGAAGCGGAGGUCCCUGAGAAAGAGAAGGUAGAGGAGGAAGCAGUGGAGGUCCCUGAGGAAGAGGAAGCAGCGGAGGUCCCUGAGGAAGAGGAAGCAGUGGAGGUCCCUGAGGAAGAGGAGGUAGAGGAGGAAGCAGAAGCGGAGGUCCCUGAGAAAGAGAAGGUAGAGGAGGAAGCAGUGGAGGUCCCUGAGGAAGAGGAGGUAGAGGAGGAAGCAGUGGAGGUCCCUGAUACAGCAGAGGUUCUAGAAGAAGAAGCUGAACCCUCAGAAAACCUUGAGUACUCCAUCAUAGAGACAGAGACCAUAGAAGAGUUGGAGGAAGAGGCCCCUGCCUUCGUCCCUGUGGAAACAACGGAAGCUCCCGAGCCAGUGGAGAACCUUAAUGUCCCCGAGAAUCCCCCUGCCAUCGAGACUGUACCCCCAGAUGAGCCUGAAGAAGAAGCUAACGAGGUGUUUGCUUAUCCAGAAAUACCAGAAUAUGGAGAGGAAGUUAAGAGCGUAGAGGAGGGACCAAUCAUCGAGCAGCCAGUAACUGGAGAGGAUGCCUUGGAGGUGGCAGAAGAAGAAGUGGUGAUGGAACCUCCGGACAUUACUGAGAUCUCGGAGGAGGAUCUGGUAGAAGAUGAGAUGUUAUUGGUUGACGAGGCUGUUCCAGAGGCCGCUCAUCCCACCCCUCUCUCUGCAGAGAAGGAGUCGCCCUUCACCCGAGUCUCUGAUGCCAUAGUAGUGGAGGAGGCUACAGAGGCCACGGCCCUGGACACAGCCCCAGAACCAGAGGCAAAAUCAGGGAACCAGGGGGUCACCCCAGCUCUCAGACCCGCAAAGUACUACCCUGGCCCAGACAUUUCCAUCACUCUGGAGGUAAUAAAAGAUGACGGAGAGAUGAUGGUUGUAAUGUAUGUUAGUCAGGGCCCUGAGUUUUUCCUGUCUGAGUGACCAUGUGACCUGACUAGGAUAAACUCCCCAUGUUAUAGUACUUUACUCAGUCUAUUCAUCUGUUUGCACAGAUAUUUCCUUGUUGUAUCAUGAAUGUUACCAAAUGUUGUUCCACACUGACCAAUUGCACCAUGAAUUGUUUAAUAUCUGUUAAACCAGCUGCAGACGAUAGACCCUGUGACAGACUAUGACCAAACAGAGGAGGGGAGCAGCGGGCACCCCUCUGGAGGGGUACAUGGUAUGGACCACAGCGUUGCCAUGCCAAUCAACCCUGGGCGGGCGCUGAUGGUGUUCUUCAGUCUGAGGGUCACCAACAUGAAGUUCUCAGAUGACCUCUUCAAUAAGAGCUCCCCGGAAUACAAGGCCCUGGAACAAAGGUUCAUAGAGCUGGUGAGCUGUUACGUUUUAGCAUUUAUUCCCCCCUUUCCCCCUGUAGACUUAAUUUGAAAAUACAUGUUUCACUUGAAGUGUUGUGCUGUAUGUAGAGGGUGCUCACUCUCUGUAUAUCACUCUCUCUCUCUCUCUCUCUUUCUCUCUCCCUCACACUCUGCCCCCCUCUAGCUGGUCCCCUACCUCCAGUCCAACCUUAGUAACUUCCAGAACCUGGAGAUCCUGAACUUCCGGAAAGGGAGUAUCGUGGUCAACAGCCGAAUGAAGUUCGGGAAGCCGGUGCCUCGCGGCGUCAACACUGCAGUCUACCUGAUCCUGGAAGACUUCGCUAACACAGCCUACCAGACCAUGAACUUGGCCAUCGACAAGUACUCACUGGACGUAGAGUCAGGUAAGUUUGACAACUACCACAUAUUUCACCGGAGACACAAGGGAGGGCUCCUAAUUAUCCCAAAUGAUUCCUAGGCACUCCUCCUUUAGGUUUUGGGGAGUUCAAAUGCAUUAAAAUGUACAUAGCCACAUGAAUUGUCAGUUUAAAGCAUGGCACAACGGAUCCAUUUUGUCAUGAAAGCGCUCUCCAGGGAGGUUCUGUUCUAGACAGAAGACAAAGAGACAGAGUCACUUUUCAAAGGCAGAGACUGAGGGUAUCUGUGUGUGUGUGUGUGUCUGUCUGUGUGUGUGUGUGUGUAGGCAAGGUGUUAAAUGUCUCAGGGCGUUGUCAUGCGUUCCUUCCAUUACUCAAUGUCUUGGUCACACUGAUUGUGUAACUACAGCAAGAUAAUCCAUAUCACACUUUGGAGUAGCAAACCGUGAGAAAACAUCCACUUCCUUUUCCCUCCCAUGGGACAUUUGUAUUUUCUUUGGUGAUACUUGUUAUUGGCUUUAUGAAGUGAAGUUAUAUUAAGUUACACAGUAUAUUACAUUAUUAAGUUAAGUUUAUUAAGGUAUUGAACAUAUGACACAUGCAUCAAUAUACAGUCCUGCAAUAUGUUUGUAUGUGUGUAAUCUCUUCCUCUCUCCUAGAGGCUCAGAGACUAGCGUGACUGUAUGUGACAGUGUUUGUUUGUGUGUGUGACAGUAUGGGGAUCAUAUGAGGCCUUAGAUAAUAUCAGACUGAUGACUCACUCGCCCCUCUGUUCAUGUCUCAUCAUGACAGAUGAGCCGUCAUAAUCUGUCUGAGCCAAUCACAACAAAAAUAGCUAAGCCUUAUUAUGAUUAUAUCCCAACAUUACAUUUCUAGGAUUCUAUUCUAUUCUUAUUAAUAACCUUUUACAUCUACUAAUUGUAAUAUCCCCCUCUUCUAAUGCAAGGAGAAACUAUGCAGGAUAUACUGUACGCUAUGACUCAGGACUAAACUUACCAUAAAUAUCCAGAGCAAUUCAAAACAAUGUAUUUGAAUUGGAACUGGUGAACUGGACAAUGUGCACUUAUCAGGAGUUGACUGUAUGUGCCCUAACACUUCCUGUGUGUUGUUGCCAGGUGACCAGGCGAACCAGUGUAAGUUCCAGGCAUGUAACGAGUUUGCCCAGUGUUCUGUGAACCGCUGGUCUGGCGAGGCGGAAUGUGUGUGUAAUGCUGGAUACUUCAGCGUGGACGGACUGCCCUGUCAGAGCAUCUGUGACCUGCAGACAGACUUCUGUUUGAACGACGGGAAGUGUGACAUCAUACCUGGACAAGGGGCCAUCUGCAGGUCGGUGUGUGUGUGUGUGUGUGUGUGUGGGGGGGGGGGGGGGGGGGGGGAGUAUUGAUCGCCUCCAGAGUGAGUGUGUGUGUGUGUGUGUGUGUGUGUGUGUGGGGGGGGGGGGAGUAUUGAUCGCCUCCAGAGUGAGUGUGUGUGUGUGUGUGUGUAUAUAUACAGUGAGGGAAAAAAGUAUUUGAUCCCCUGCUGAUUUUGUACGUUUGCCCACUGACAAAGACAUGAUCAGUCUAUAAUUUUAAUGGUAGGUUUAUUUUAACAGUGAGAGACAGAAUAACAACACAAAAAUCCAGAAAAACGCAUGUCAAAAAUGUUAUAAAUCAAUUUGCAUUUUAAUGAGGGAAAUAAGUAUUUGACCCCUCUGCAAAACAUGACUUAGUACUUGGUGGCAAAACCCUUGUUGGCAAUCACAGAGGUCAGACGUUUCUUGUUGUUGGUCACCAGGUUUGCACACAUCUCAGGAGGGAUUUUGUCCCACUCCUCUUUGCAGAUCUUCUCCAAGUCAUUAAGGUUUCGAGGCUGACGCUUGGCAACUCAAACCUUCAGCUCCCUCCACAUAUUUUCGAUGGGAUUAAGGUCUGGAUACUGGCUAGGCCACUCCAAGACCUUAAUAUGCCUCUUAUUGAGCCACUCCUAUGUUGCCUUGGCCGUGUGUUUUGGGUCAUUGUCAUGCUGGAAUACCCAUCCAUGACCCAUUUUCAAUGCCCUGGCUGUGGGAAGGAGGUUCUCACCCAAGAUUUGACGGUACAUGGCCCCGUCCAUCGUCCCUUUGAUGCGGUGAAGUUGUCCUGUCCCCUUAGCAGAAAAACACCCCCAAAGCAUAAUGUUUCCACCUCCAUGUUUGACGGUGGGGAUGGUGUUCUUGGGGUCAUAGGCAGCAUUCCUCCUCCUCUAAACACGGCGAGUUGAGUUGAUGCCAAAGAGCUCAAUUUUGGUCUCAUCUGACCACAACACUUUCACCCAGUUCUCCUCUGAAUCAUUCAGAUGUUCGUUGGCAAACUUCAGACGGGCCUGUAUAUGUGCUUUCUUGAGCAGGGGGACCUUGCGGGCGCUGCAGGAUUUCAGUCCUUCACGGCGUACUGUGUUACCAAUUGUUUUAUUGGUGACUAUGGUCCCAGCUGCCUUGAGAUCAUUGACAAGAUCCUCCCGUGUAGUUCUGGGCUGAUUCCUCACCGUUCUCAUGAUCAUUGCAACUCCACGAGGUGAGAUCUUGCAUGGAGCCCCAGGCCGAGGGAGAUUUACAGUUAUUUUGUGUUUCCUCCAUUUGCGAAUAAUCGCACCAACUGUUGUCACCUUCUCACCAAGCUGCUUGGCGAUGGUCUUGUAGACCAUUCCAGCCUUGUGUAGGUCUAUAAUCUUGUCCCUGACAUCCUUGGAGAGCUCUUUGGUCUUGGCCAUGAUGGAGAGUUUGGAAUCUGAUUGAUUGAUUGCUUCUGUGGACAGGUGUCUUUAUACAGGUAACAAGCUGAGAUUAGGAGCACUCCCUUUAAGUGUGUGCUCCUAAUCUCAACUCGUUACCUGUAUAAAAGACACCUGGGAGCCAGAAAUCUUUCUGAUUGAGAGGGUUCAAAUACUUAUUUCCCUCAUUAAAAUAUAAAUCAAUUUAUAACAUUUUAGACGUGUUUUUCUGGAUUUCUUUGUUGUUAUUCUGUCUCUCACUGUUCAAAUAAACCUACCAUUAAAAUUAUAGACUGAUCAUUUCUUUGUCAGUGGGCAAACAUACAAAAUCAGCAGGGGAUCAAAUACUUUUUUCCCUCACUGUAUGUGUUAUUGUGUUGCUCUAACAUAUCAUUCUUACUAUUCUAGCUGUCAUUUAGUUGGGUUUUGGGAGUGUUCUAGGUGUGUGUGUGUGUGUGUUUAGUUGAGUACUGGGAGUGUUCUAGGUGUGUGUGUGUGUGUGUGUGUGUGUGUUUAGUUGAGUAUUGGGAGUGUUCUAGGUGUGUGUGUGUGUGUUUAGUUGAGUAUUGGGAGUGUUCUAGGUGUGUGUGUGUUUAGUUGAGUAUUGGGAGUGUUCUAGGUGUGUGUGUGUUUAGUUGAGUAUUGGGAGUGUUCUAGGUGUGUUUGUGUGUUUAGUUGAGUAUUGGGAGUGUUCUAGGUGUGUGUGUGUGUGUUUAGUUGAGUAUUGGGAGUGUUCUAGGUGUGUGUGUGUGUUUAGUUGAGUAUUGGGAGUGUUCUAGGUGUGUGUGUGUGUGUGUGUGUGUGUGUGUGUGUGUGUGUGUGUGUGUGUGUGUUUACUUGAGUAUUGGGAGUGUUGUGUGUGUGUGUUUAGUUGAGUAUUGGGAGUGUUCUAGGUGUGUGUGUGUGUGUGUUUAGUUGAGUAUUGGAGUGUUCUAGGUGUGUGUGUGUGUGUGUUUAGUUGAGUAUUGGGAGUGUUCUAGGUGUGUGUGUGUGUGUGUGUGUGUGUGUUUAGUUGAGUAUUGGGAGUGUUCUAGGUGUGUGUGUGUAAGUGGCACUGACUGUUCUUCUUUGUGGUUCUAGAUGUCGUGUAGGGGAGAACUGGUGGUACCGUGGAGAACACUGUGAGGAGUACGUGUCAGAACCGCUGGUGGUCGGAAUAGCGAUUGCCUCCGUAGCAGGUUUCCUAUUGGUGGCUUCCGGUGUGAUCUUUUUCCUGGCAAGGACACUACGGGAUCAGUAUGAUAAGGAUGAGACAGAGGACCCCAUACGGUGAGAGUCAACACACACCACUCCUGCUUUGACAUAGCCUCGCAAUGGGAUGGUACAUUUUCUCACCUGUUGGAUAGGGACUGCAAUCCAGUCAUACUAGUACUAAGAGGUGUGUUUGUGUACAGUACAUGUGUGUACAGAGUACGUGUGUGUGGAGGUCCUGUGUGGCUCAGUUGGUAAAGCAUGGCGCUUCCAAUGCCUGGGUUGUGGGUUCGAUUCCCAUGGGGGACCAGUACAAAAAAAUAACGAAAUUGUAUGCAGUCACUGUUGUAAGUCACUCUGGAUAAUGACAAAAAAAGAAAAACAAUGUGUGUUAGUAGCUGAACAAAGUGUAGGUGUCUCUAAUCCUGUCAGGAACAGCCAUAGCCUCUACAUUACACUACAGUACAAUAUAGCGGCUUUAGAGGAGUUAUGUUAGUAGUAAAUACCACUACAGAUUGAACCUGUCUGAAUAUUUACUGUAAGAGGAUAUCCAAUAUUCAAGCCUGGGUCAGACAUGAUUAUAUCAGAAGACUUGUCUGUCUCCUGCUCCUUUUAGUAGACUAAGCUUAGCUCUCUCUCUGUCUCUCUCUCUCUGUCGCUCUCUCUGUCGCUCUCUCUGUCUCUCUCUCUGUCUCUCUCUCUGUGGCUGUCUGGCCCCCCAGGCGAGGGGAGAGUAUCCCGUCUCUAGAGAGGGCCACUAAGUACAACCCCAUGUAUGAGAGUGAGGCUACGAUGGGCUACAGCCACUACUACCGCCGCUACCCAGAGGCCCCGGUCUACAGCAGCACCAGUGCAGAGGCCUCCACAGACUUCAGCAGCGAGGAGAUACGCCACAUCUACGAGAACAGCGAACUGACCAAGGAGGUGUGUCUAUGUCUGUCUGUGUGUGUGUCUGUGUGUGUGUCUGUGUGUGUGUCUGUGUGAGUGUCUGUUUGUGUGUCUGUGUGUGUGUGUGUGUGUGUGUCUGUGUCUGUGUGUGUCUGUGUGUGUCUGUGUGUCUGUGUGUCUGUGUGUGUCUGUGUCUGUGUGUGUGUCUGUGUGUGUGUCUGUGUGUGUGUGUGUCUGUGUGUGUGUGUCUGUGUUUCUGUGUGUGUCUGUGUGUGUGUAGGCUGGUGGGGUGGAGGGAAGGUGAAAGCCAAAGUUUGGGAUCCCGUCCCAUACUUAUCUCAUGUACAGUGGGGAAAAAAAGUAUUUAGUCAGCCACCAAUUGUGCAAGUUCUCCCACUUAAAAAGAUGAGAGAGGCCUGUAAUUUUCAUCAUAGGUACACGUCAACUAUGACAGACAAAUUGAGAAAAAAAAUUCUGAAAAUCACAUUGUAGGAUUUUUUAUGAAUUUAUUUGCAAAUUAUGGUAGAAAAUAAGUAUUUGGUCACCUACAAACAAGCAAGAUUUCUGGCUCUCACAGACCUGUAACUUCUUCUUUAAGAGGCUCCUCUGUCCUCCACUCGUUACCUGUAUUAAUGGCACCUGUUUGAACUUGUUAUCAGUCUAAAAGACACCUGUCCACAACCUCAAACAGUCACACUCCAAACUCCACUAUGGCCAAGACCAAAGAGCUGUCAAAGGACACCAGAAACAAAAUUGUAGACCUGCACCAGGCUGGGAAGACUGAAUCUGCAAUAGGUAAGCAGCUUGGUUUGAAGAAAUCAACUGUGGGAGCAAUUAUUAGGAAAUGGAAGACAUACAAGACCACUGAUAAUCUCCCUCGAUCUGGGGCUCCACGCAAGAUCUCACCCCGUGGGAUCAAAAUGAUCACAAGAACGGUGAGCAAAAAUCCCAGAACCACACGGGGGGACCUAGUGAAUGACCUGCAGAGAGCUGGGACCAAAGUAACAAAGCCUACCAUCAGUAACACACUACGCCGCCAGGGACUCAAAUCCUGCAGUGUCCCCCUGCUUAAGCCAGUACAUGUCCAGGCCCGUCUGAAGUUUGCUAGAGUGCAUUUGGAUGAUCCAGAAGAGGAUUGGGAGAAUGUCAUAUGGUCAGAUGAAACCAAAAUAUAUAUUUUUGGUAAAAACUCAACUCGUCGUGUUUGGAGGACAAAGAAUGCUGAGUUGCAUCCAAAGAACACCAUACCUACUGUGAAGCAUGGGGGUGGAAACAUCAUGCUUUGGGGCUGUUUUUCUGCAAAGGGACCAGGACGACUGAUCCGUGUAAAGGAAAGAAUGAAUGGGGCUAUGUAUCGUGAGAUUCUGAGUGAAAACCUCCUUCCAUCAGCAAGGGCAUUGAAGAUGAAACGUGGCUGGGUCUUUCAGCAUGACAAUGAUCCCAAACACACCGCCCGGGCAAAGAAGGAGUGGCUUCGUAAGAAGCAUUUCAAGGUCCUGGAGUGGCCUAGCCAGUCUCCAGAUCUCAACCCCAUAGAAAAUCUUUGGAGGGAGUUGAAAGUCUGUGUUGCCCAGCGACAGCCCCAAAACAUCACUGCUCUAGAGGAGAUCUGCAUGGAGGAAUGGGCCAAAAUACCAGCAACAGUGUGUGAAAACCUUGUGAAGACUUACAGAAAACGUUUGACCUGUGUCAUUGCCAACAAAGGGUAUAUAACAAAGUAUUGAGAAACUUUUGUUAUUGACCAAAUACUUAUUUUCCACCAUAAUUUGCAAAUAAAUUCAUUAAUAAUCCUACAAUGUGAUUUUCUGGAUAGUUUUUCCUCAUUUUGUCUGUCAUAGUUGACGUGUACCUAUGAUGAAAAUUACAGGCCUCUCUCAUCUUUUUAUGUGGGAGAACUUGCACAAUUGGUGGCUGACUAAAUACUUUUUCCCCCCACUGUAUAUCAUUGCCUUCCUUAAUCUAAUCUGUACAAUCUGGAUAUAGACCAACCGAUUGGACACAACGUCUGUCUGUCAUGUAACAUUUCUCACCCUGUUAACCCCACCCACUCUUCUUCCACAGGAAAUCCAGGACAGGAUACGCAUCAUAGAGAUCUACGCGAAGGACCGGCAGUUUGCAGACUUUGUGCGUCAGCAUCAA
Molecule: messenger RNA, 14007 nt
Organism: Coregonus sp. 'balchen'
Lineage: Eukaryota; Metazoa; Chordata; Actinopteri; Salmoniformes; Salmonidae
Source: the annotation of a GenBank genome assembly